AUGUCUAAUCCCAACUCCUCCGACACCAACACAGACGAUGAUGCAGUGGAUCUGCUGAGCCCUUUGAUGGGAAUCUCAGCGAUAGACUGGAACUUGCAGGAUAAAGUCAUCAAAGCACGGCGACUUCCCAGUGGCAGAGCCGAUGCAGGCGAUGCUUGCCGGCUUUGGCUGCAGUCCAAGCCAGACUUGAGGAUCCCAUGCUGGUAUGAAGCAUGCAGCCUUGUUGAGGAAGAUCUCAGCAGUGGGGACCUCACAGCAUCUCUAGCGGCCUUGCACCACUGGAGGCGUGACCUUGUGCUUGCCGCUGCCUGCAGAGCUUUCAGAACUCCUGAGAAUCGUUCCCAGUAUAUAAAGUGGAUACCUUCUAAAGCGGAGGAGCUGCGGUCAUUGUGGAAGCUCACCGAGAAGAUCCAAUUUCCUAGGGAAACCAGACAGACUGUUGCAGAGAGAGUUUAUAAGUCCGUGGUCAUCCCAGCUGUGGUGAAGCAUGGUGACGACUUGCGACAGCGAUGGCAAUGGGAGCGUCACUUGAUGACCCAACUCGCUGUACAAUGCAAACAAGCGACGGCAUUGAUACGGAAAGCGCAAGAGGAAUGGGAGCGGAAGCAGGAGGCAAAACGAAUGAAACUCCUACGCGAGAACAACUAUGCAGAAUACGUUAAGAUGAUCAAAGAGUCCAAAAACAAGAAACUUGUGGAGCUACUAGAGCAGACGGACAGCUUCCUUAGUGAGCUUGGUGACAAGGUUCGGGACGACCAGGAGAAGGAAGGGUGUCGAGUAACAGGCGUGGUUGAUUACCAUGAUGCUCUCCAUCAACUCCGUGAGGAUACAGUGGUACAGCCUGCUAAUUUAUCUAACGGUUGCAAUCUACUGCCACAUCAACUACAGGGUCUGCGUUGGCUCAGAAGUCUCAAGCUCAAUAAGCUUAACGGCAUUCUUGCAGACGAAAUGGGACUCGGCAAGACCAUACAAGUGAUAGCCCUCAUAGCGUCCUUGAUGAGAGACGACCCGACCAAGGAGGACCUCAGCGACUUGAAUCGUUACUUGAUCGUGGUGCCUCUGUCCACGCUGCCCAAUUGGAUAGCCGAGUUCAAGAAAUGGUUGCCAUCAGCGAGAGUCGUCGUCCUGCGAGGAGACCUCACGACUCGAAGGCAAAUAGCGAGAGUGUUGCACAGCCGGGGAGUAGCUCCUGAUGUGAAUUAUGAUGUCUGUCUGACCACACCAGAGAUCCUCAUCAGAGAGACUAAGACCUUGAGCAAAGUCCACUGGACGUACGUAAUCAUAGAUGAGGGCCACAAGAUAAAGAAUCACCUCAGUAGAUUCCAUAUGGCCGUAUCGUCCGUACCAGCUCGGCAUAGACUCCUUCUUACUGGUACACCUCUACAGAACUCCCUCACUGAACUCUGGGCACUUCUCAAAUUCCUACUUCCCAAAGUCUUCACUGAUGCGGACAAAUUUGCUGAGUGGUUCAGCAAGCCUUUUGAAGGUCAUGCUGCAAGUGCAUUGACGCAAGAGGAGCAACUCUUAGUGCUCCACAAACUGCAUACAAUGCUACAACCGUUCUUACUAAGAAGGACCAAGUCCCAGGCCACCCUCCCUAAGAAGAUAGAACAUCUCGUUUGGGUACCUCUCUCGGCCUGGCAGGACAGGGGUAUGCAUCAAAUUAUGCAAAGAGCUCUGUGCGGUGGACAUGGGGAGCAGAAAGUCGCUCUUAGGAAUGUACUCAUGCAACUCCGCAAGAUGGCCCAACACCCAUACCUCUUUCUUGACGAAUACGACAUCAACGACGACCUUGUGCGUGUCAGUGGGAAGUUUGAACUCCUCGACCGUCUAGUGCCUAAGCUGCUGCAUUUCAACCAUAAAGUCCUCAUUUUCUCACAAAUGACCUGCCUACUCGACAUCCUUGAACAGUUCUUAGAGAACAAAGGCCUGCAGUGGUUCAGGCUGGAUGGGUCAACCUCUUUGGAGGACCGUCAGUCGGCAAUGCACCGAUUCAACGACCCGCUCAAUCAUGACACCAACAUAUUCCUUCUCUCAACUCGAGCUGGUGGCCUCGGCUUGAACUUGCAGGCCGCCAAUACGGUCAUUCUCUACGACUCCGACUGGAACCCUCAGAUGGACCUUCAAGCCAUGGACAGGGCUCACCGAGUGGGCCAGAAGUCCGACGUCAUUGUCCUGCGAUUGACGGGAAUGUGCCCAAUAGAGCGUCUCAUAUUACAGAAAGCCACCACUAAGCGCAACAUUGAUAAGAAAGUCAUACAAGGAGGACACUACAUUGGAGAAGCCAAUACCGACUUGAGUGACGACAGCUGUGUGCGACUCAAAUCACUGCUUGAGCUCGCUGAAUUCGAAGAACAGUUGAGCUGUGCUACCUCCCCAACUGAUCUCAACAACAUGCUGGCUCGUACGCCCGAGGAGCUGGCAUGGUUUGAGGCAUUCGACGCCAGGCUUGAGGCACAUGAUACACGGCUGAUGCAGCUCCAUGAGAUCCCUGAGUGGCUCAAAGACGAUCCCCUUGCCCAUGACGAUGCUGAGACUGUCCUCCUGGAUCGUGCAACCAGGCGGGAAAACUGUGCUGUCCGCAACUAUGCAGAUGAUGGGCUCUCAGAAGCUUCGUGGACUAGCGAGUGA
This is a messenger RNA of Perkinsus marinus ATCC 50983, 2631 nucleotides long. Its product is annotated as ISWI chromatin remodeling complex ATPase ISW2, putative. Gene Ontology annotation, biological process: positive regulation of transcription by RNA polymerase II. The record is from RefSeq and is a predicted model, not a curated record. The transcript is spliced from 21 exons. NCBI's taxonomy places the organism in Eukaryota, Perkinsozoa, Perkinsida, Perkinsidae. Bases 1 to 2631 code for a protein of 876 amino acids. Gene Ontology annotation, molecular function: histone binding; ATP binding; DNA binding. Gene Ontology annotation, cellular component: nucleus.